GUUUGUUUUUGUUUUCUAGACAGAAUUCACCUAUGUCCAAGCAACAAAUAAACCAAAGACCUUCAAGCAUGGUCAGUGAAUCAUCCACUGCAGUAACUAUGUCUGCUGUUGAUACAAAGCCUGGUUCUAAGGUAACGAAGGCUGGGAACAAAGUUCAUAGCUUUGGAAAGAGGGAACAAGCUAUCAGAAGGAAUCCUAAUGUUCCUGUGAUAGUAAGAGGCUGGUUACACAAACAGGACAGUUCUGGUAUGCGAUUAUGGAAAAGACGAUGGUUUGUGCUUGCUGAUUAUUGUUUGUUUUACUAUAAAGAUAGCAGAGAAGAAUCUGUGUUGGGUAGCAUACCAUUGCCCAGCUAUGUAAUAUCUCCUGUUGGACCUGAAGAUCGUAUAAAUCGCUAAAUUUUCUUUUAAGGUAUGGGUACA
Molecule: messenger RNA, 422 nt
Organism: Meleagris gallopavo (turkey)
Lineage: Eukaryota; Metazoa; Chordata; Aves; Galliformes; Phasianidae
Source: RefSeq, a predicted model, not a curated record